Molecule: messenger RNA, 9627 nt
Organism: Equus caballus (horse)
Lineage: Eukaryota; Metazoa; Chordata; Mammalia; Perissodactyla; Equidae
Source: RefSeq, a predicted model, not a curated record
CAGCCGCACCUCCCAGCCAAUGAGAAGAGGCAACGUCAGAGAGUCGCGCCGCGGCAGGAAUCCGACAGCCCCGGCAUCCGCGAGUCGUAGAAAAUUACGUAAAAGGGUGAUGGUGGGGAAAAUGGUGCCAAGAGAGGGCACCCGAGCCCAGGAGAAGAUUGUCUCGGUUUCACAGAGAAGAGGCGUGGAGGCAGAGAGACUUAGGUUCGGAUUCAGCUUCCACCACUUCUUAGCGCCCAAGGGAGAAGCAGUUGGCCGCUCUAGCAACAUGAUCCUCCACGUCUCGGUGGUGCGAGGCCUCGCGCUUGCGCGGUGUGUAAGGCGGCGGGUGAGGGGCGGACCAGGCGAGCUGGGCGCGGCGGCGCGCGGAGAGGUCGGCGGAGCGGCGCCCGCCUUCGCAGGUACCGCGCACGGUCCGGCGCCGGGGAGGAGAGCCUACAUUUACAUGAGCAUUCCUGUCUGCCACCUGUUAGCGUUUCAUGUUGAGCUUAUAUGGUCAGCUAACACGUCCAAAUCUUUAACCAACCAUCGUCUCUGUGUCCCCCCUCCAUCCAAGUUCAGUCUUCACUAUCUCAGGAAGAUAUCCACCUAUGUGCGAACCCGGGCCACAGAGGGAGCUUACCCACGCCUGUACUGGUCUACAUGGAGGCACAUUGCGUGUGGGAAACUGCAGCUGGCUAAGGAUCUGGCGUGGCUUUACUUUGAAAUAUUUGAUAGUCUUGCAGUGAAGACGCCGGAGGAGCGCCUGGAAUGGUCUGAGAUUCUGUCCAACUGCAUGACUGAGGAUGAGGUCGAAAAGCAAAGAAAUCAGCUUUCAGUGGACACCCUACAGUUUCUGCUCUUCUUAUACAUCCAGCAGUUAAACAAGGUCUCCUUGAGGACAUCUUUGAUUGGAGAAGAGUGGCCUAGUCCCAGAAACAGGUCUCAGUCUCCUGACCUGACGGAAAAAUCCAGUUGUCAUAAUAAGAACUGGAAUGAUUACAGUCACCAAGCUUUUGUCUAUGAUCAUCUGUCAGAUCUUCUUGAGCUGCUUUUAGAUCCAGAACAACUCACUGCAUCAUUUCAUUCGACGCAUAGUAGUCUAGUCUCCCAAGAAGCUGUCGUGGCGCUCAGCUUUCUUAUUGAAGGUACAGCGAGUAGAGCCGGGAAGAUAUAUCCACUUCAUGAACUUGCAUUGUGGCAACCACUGCAUGCAGAAAAUGGCUUCUCAAAGAUCUCUAAGACCUUUUCUUUCUACAAGCUAGAAGCCUGGUUGAGAGCCUGUUUGACUGGGAAUCCAUUUGGUACAUCUGCUUGCCUCAAGUCUGGAAAGAAAUUGGCUUGGGCUCACCAAGUUGAAGGGACGACCAAAAGAGCCAAGAUUGCUUGUAAUACUCAUGUGGCCCCUAGGAUGCACCGCAUGGUGGUGAUGAGCCAGGUUUACAAGCAGACAUUGGCCAAGAGCUCAGAUACUCUGGUGGGGGCACAUGUAAAGAUUCAUCGUUGCAACGAAUCUUUUAUAUAUCUGCUCUCUCCCUUACGAUCUGUGACAAUUGAGAAGUGCAGGAAUAGCACCUUUGUUCUGGGCCCUGUACAGACUGCUCUUCACCUCCACAGCUGUGACAACAUUAAAGUCAUUGCUGUUUGCCAUCGUUUGUCCAUCUCUUCUACAACAGGUUGCGUCUUUCACAUUCUGACGCCUACACACCCACUUAUUCUCUCUGGGAACCAGACAGUAACUUUUGCCCCUUUUCAUACUCAUUACCCAAUGCUGGAGGACCAUAUGGCCAGGACCGGCCUUGCUACAGUGCCUAACUAUUGGGAUAAACCAAUGGUUGUGUGCAGAGAGAACAGUGACACUAGUGUCUUCCGACUCUUACCACCUUGUGAAUUCUACAUAUUUAUUAUUCCCUUUGAAAUGGAAGGGGACACAACAGAGAUACCUGGGGGUCUUCCAUCUGCAUAUCAGAAAGCACUGGGUCAAAGAGAGCAGAAGAUACAGAUCUGGCAGAAAAUUGUGAAGGAGGCUCGUUUGACAAAGGAUCAAAGAAAGCAGUUCCAGGUACUUGUGGAGAACAAGUUUUAUGAGUGGCUGAUUCAUACAGGACAUCGCCAACAGCUGGACAGCCUCGUGCCUCCUGCAGCAGGCUCCAAACAAGCAGCAGGAUGAGUAAGGCUCCUGGAUCACACACUGGGCUCUAGAAACAUGAGGACGAAUGGAAGAUGGUACACAUCUUGAAACUAAAUUGAGAAGGUGCUCUUGCUGCUUAAGAGACUUUGGGGCUUUUUCUUUUAUUUAAGACCUUUCCUUAAUUUCCAUUCCAUACUUAUUUACUACUGUUUACAUUGAAUUUCAGCUAAACUUCUGACUGUCCUAUAAACAUAUUAUUUAUAGAGCAUCAGAAGGCUCAUCUUUGUGAUGCCAAAAUGAAAACCUGGAUGAAGGCAGUCCCAUUGUAUGUAUGUUAAUAUUAAAGUUAUUGAGUAUAGAUUUACAGGUAAACUUCACAUUUUAAUUUCUAUGAUGAAAGGGUUUCAUCCUUUCUAGAGUUAAAUAAGAGUUUUAUAGUUGUUUUUAACUAUUUAAAAGGAAGUUGUUACUCCUUUAAAAAAAUAAUUGGGAUGAAAGUAUGAUUUGUUGGUGUAUAAAUUGCAGAAAUAGUUUUAUACAAAGAUAUUUUAGUCCUUAAAGUAUGAAACAAUGAAAUUGUUUAGAAUCUUUAUUUUUCAUUUUCUGCUUUAAAUUUUCAAUAAAUAAACUCUAAAAAGUAAUUUUCUCCUUUUAAUGAAAAGACAAAGCUUUACUUUUAAGUCUAGAAAAGGUUUCCAAUGUCAUUGUGUGCUGUUAUAUCAAAAAUAAAGUUUACAUUUGAUUGGGAAAGCUGUGUUCUUUAAGAUAAAGGAAAACAAUGAUCAAUUUAAUAAAAUGAAGCUGAUUGCUGAUAAACAUUGUUUCAUAUGCUCACUGGCCAUUUAGUUAGUAAUUAUAUCAAAAAAGAGCUUGAUUUUUAUUUCCAAAGUGAAAGUUAACCCUCAGAGUAUGUGUUAAUUCUAAUUGAGGUUUUCAUAGUUUUUAUAUUAAGAUGAAAUUCAAGCAAGCAAAGCAUUACCAGAUAAACACUGGAGUAACAGAAGUAUGUUUUGGAAAUUGCUCUUGGUUAAUGAAAUUAGUGGUAUUAGAAAUUUUCUUUAAUGUUUAUAAAAUUCAUAAAACUAAGCAUAUAACUUAAUACUUUAUUUAUCAAUAAUCUUCAUGUCCAGGCAUAUUUGCCAUUUUAUGAAUUGACCAUAAUAUAUCUCAGGGGCAUCCCAUUUAUAAAAGUAUUUGUUGGAUAGCUUUGUUAGUGGGAAGAAAAGGAAGUCAGACUUUUGAGAAGAAUAUACUGGACUAGGAAAAUUAAAAUAGAGAAGAGUCACUUUGUUGUUUCUUUGAGUUUCCGUAAGACAUAAUCUCAUUCCUAAAGUCAGAGUUGUAUUAAGUGCCAGAAAAUGUUCUCUAAACAGGUCCCAAUAUGAUAUCAUGGCAGAGAAAUGCCACCUAGCAGGUGGCAAGUCAGGCUUAGCUAAAUCUUUGCAAAUUCAGGAUUCUGCAGUAGCUUUCUGUCUUUCAGUCUACAUACUGUAGCACCCUUUCUUGUGGAUUAGAAUUUAUGUGUGUGUGUGUGUAUGUGUGUUUUGAAAACAUUUCAAACUUAAAGAACAAUUGCAGGAAUCUGAAUUCCCACAUACCUUUUGUCUAGAUUCAUCAAUUGUUAACAUUUUGCUACAUUCACUUUACCACUCUCUAUAUAGUAUUAUUAUUUUAUUUUUGCUCAACAGUUUAAGAGAGUAGGUUACAGACAUCUUGGACCUUAGUCCUACAUACAUUAGCAUGUAUUUCCUAAAAACAGACAUUCUCUUAUGUAGCCAUAAUGCAAAUGAUUAAAUUCAGGAAGUUUAACAAUAGUACAUACUAUUAUCUAAUACACAGUCCUUAUUAAAAUUUUUGCUAAUCACCCCAAAAAUGUCCUUUAUAAUGACUUUUUUCCCAAACACAAGAUCAUGCAUUGCCUUUAGUUGUCACAUAAAUUUUGUUGCUUUAGAACGUGUCACUUUUGUUGAGAAUUAGUGGGUGGUCUUUUGACUCAUCUCCUGCAAGCUUUGUCGAAGAAAAAAAGGACGUGGGGGAUUUCAAGGUGGCUGCUUGCUAGAAAACCAAAUUGCCCAGAGCAGAGGGACUUUUUUAAUCUUGAAAACUUUGUCUGGGUUUUGUUGUCUUGACUCAGCAAAGUCUAUAAUGCAGCAAGGCUUGGUAAGCAUUAAAGGGGGUAGUGAAGCUUUGCUUUAUUUCAUAAUCCCAUUUGUUUUUCUAGAAACCAUCAAUAGCCUCUAAAUGACUGACUCAAUUUUUGGAUCCUAUUCUCAUGACUAAGCAAAUGUUUGAUUUGAAACCAGCCCAGUAUAAAUGUCUCUGUGCCUCUAACUCUCUCUGGCUAUUCCUGGAUUUCAGUACUGGGGAAACCAAUCUAUACUCCAAAAAUGUCUAAAACUGGAACCAAGGUAAGAAAACGGUCAUGCUGAUUUUUGGCCUACCCAUCUUCUUUUCACUUAAUAAUACACUGAAGGAAACAUGGAGAAAAGCUUUUGCUUCUUUGCCUAGAGGUGAGUAUGACAGUGGUUAGAAGGCUGGAAUUGGGAGAAAAGAUUAAGAAAUGCUUAUUAUAUUUUCUACUCUAACUGAAUUACCAGUUUAUUAAGGGUUUAUCUUUAUGGGUGGUGUUAUGUUGAAUAAUAUACAGGUAUAUAAUGUAUAAAUCAUCAUGAUUUCUGCCUUCCAGCAACUAAUAUUCUAUGCAUUUCCAUAGACAUAGUACGUGCUGAUAAGAGGACUCUGUGGAGUAGAAAACUUUUAGUAUUCAAUAUGUUUUGUGAAAUUUAGCCUCAACCAUUACUGUUCUAAAAGGCCAAGGUGGAUGGACCAAUCACGUGAAUUAAACGCCACAUAUCCCCUGUAGUCAAGCAGUUACCUGUAUCCCUUUCCCCAAAUAAAGUGCUUAAGUUAGGAAAAUUGCCUCUAAAAUACUUGAUUCACAAUUGUUGGACUGGAACUUGAUCUCUCAGGCAGGCUUUGGGAAGAGGGCAGCUACCUUCAUUCUCUGUUAGCUCUUCCACUGAGCAGAGUGUCUAAGGCAAAGCCUGAUCUCCCCCCUUACUUUUAACUUUGAAAUUUUUCAAACCUAUUGAAUCUUAAUAAACAAGAGAUGUUGAACAAAUACUUGUAUAUCCUUCACUUCUGUUCUUCGACUGUUGUCAUUUUGCCCUAUUUGGUCUCUCUCUGUCUCUCUCUUUUUACUAAACCAUUUGAAAAUAAAUAUCAGACAAUACUUUUGCUGUAAGUAUUUAGACAUGUAUCUCCUAAAAACAAGGGCAUUCCCCAUAUAAACGUAAUAUCAUUGUCAUGUCCCCUAAAUUUAUCGUAAACAUAAUACCUAAUAUUCAGACUAUAUUUAAAUUUCCAAUUCCUGCCAAAAAUGUACCACAUGACUGGCUUUUCCCCUGAUCUAGGACCCAAUAAAGGGUCAUGCAUGGUAUUUCACUGUCGUUUCUCUAGCCUCGUUUUUUUCCUUUAGUCUCUUUUAUAUAGAGUAGUCCUCCUACCUUUCUAUUGUUGUUUGAGACAUGGAACAUUUUUCAAAGUCUGGAUCAGGUGUCUUAGGAAGUCCCAAAAUCUGGAUUUGUCUGAUUUUUUCCUCUUGUGUAGACUCAGACUAAUCUUUGGCAAGAAAGUUACACAGGCAGUGUCAGGUACUUCCCAUUGCGUCAUGUCAGGAGGCGCCUGUUAACUUGUUCCGUAGCUGGUUAGUGCCUAAUUUUUUUUCCAUUUAGAAAAUAGAACUAAUAAUCAUGCUUGUCAUCUAGAAAGUUUAGAGAGAAAGAUGAGACAGUGUCUUUAGUGCUCUGAGGUUCUUGAAAAUAUGCCAUGCAAAUCCCACUAAAAAGAAUUUGAAGUCCAUAGAGGGAUAUCCGUAUGCUCGAGGGAAAACUGUUCCAGAACCAUCUAUGAAAACAUCCCCAGCUUUCGCAGAUUUCGGUAGUAAUAGUGUGCUCUCUUUUGUUUCUUGUAGCUGGGCUGUUCACUUAAAUAACUUUUGCUUGCUAGGCUAAAGGAGAUAGUAAAUUAUCUCUUACUGUUUCUCUUACUGCUUCUCCCUUUGCUAGCAAUUUAAUCAGAAGAGUUAUCAGCUUGGCAAAAGCAAUACGUUUUACUAAGUUUGUUUUUGUUACCUUUGGGAUGCUCAAGACAUGGUUCUUUCUGCUGUGUUGGAUUAGUAAGGUAUUUUUCAAAAAACUUGAGAGGAAUUUUGUAAUAAUUUCUAGGAAAAUCUCCUGCACAUUUCUUAGCCUUUUCUACAAAAUUUUUUGUCCAAGAGUCCACACCUUCUCUGGGCUCACCACGGAAUGAAUUUCAUGGUCCUUCUACAAACGGAAAUUGAGUGGAGGUGCAACAUUCUCUGGGCCCUGAGAUUUGGAAGGUCUCCCACUGGAAGGAGAGCCUGGUCCUGGUGCUCAGUAAUGGUUCCGUGUGCUUUGUUUCAACCUUGGGAUGGUCGGCUGCUCUGCUGGAAGGAUGAACAGCAAGGGGGCCUUAUAGAACAUCGUGGAUCCUUCCACUUCUCAGAUACUGACGUCAGUCAGGUGCAUGUGCAGAGGCAGUGAGUGAGAAACAAUGAAGUAAAGAAGAUGAUAUUAACUUAAUUUCCUGUAACAUACCCCUUGCAAAGCCUCUUUUGGUGAAUAGUUGACCAAAAACCAAAGGUAAAUUGAAUGAAGGAGUUUAGAAUCUAUUUGUUCUUAGAGAAGUUACCUUGAUUUUCCUGAAGGUCUUCCCACAGGUUUUGAGAAAAGCCUCACAGACUCAGGGUCAGUCUUGUUCCACUUCUAAGAGACUAGAUGGUGUGUGCUGACCAGAGCUAGCCGUGCAGGGAGGAAGACGGCAAAGGGAGAUAAGGUAAAAUAAAAUGACCCACAGAUUACUAACUAGGAGUUUUGCACUGCAAUCCACUCACUUGCAACUAACAUGUAACUAGUGAGUGACCUUAGGCAAGCCAUGUAACUUCUUUAUCUGUAACAACUAUAUUGGCAUUAUUGGCAAUUAUGAGCCAGCUUUAAACCAAGUGCUUUAUCGGCAUUGUCCCACUGGACCCUCAGAACAAGCUUCUGCAGUGCAUAUCGUUAUCCAGUUUACAGAUGAACAGCCUGAGCUUUAGAGACGUUCAGUGGCCUGUCCAAAGUCACAGAGCUAGUAACUAUAGCUAGUAACACAGUGGUGCUGUGGUUUUGUUUUCUUCAUCUGUAAACUGGGAUCCCAUGUACCUCUAAAUCUGUGCUAUGCUGAAAUGGGAAAGUGAGAUGGAAGAGAGAAAUUUGAGGAGGGAAGAAACAGAUGAAGUACAUGAUUUAGGAUUGGGAAGGGGUAAGGAAGCUUUUAGGGACAAGAGAAUGGAAGAGUUGAGAGGAAUGGGAAGGGUCGGGGGGCAGGGAAUUAAGGUGGAAGGAAAUAACUAUUAGUGUUAUUAUCUAGAAAGACUCACCUGGGGUAGAAAAGAAUGAGGUUUUAGGCCCGUUUGCGAGCCAUUCUUUGUUUCUUCCUCUCCUUCAUUCCCUACAUCUAAUUAGUCACCGAAUCUUACAUUUCUUCUGCUUCCUCAUUGUCAUUACAUUGCAGUGCCCUUUGGUUGGCCCUCAUCAUCUCUCACCUCGCCCAUAGCAACCAUCCAUUUCCAGGCACAGGCACAAACCUCUACACUACAUUUCCAACACAAUCACCAGAGGGAUUCUAGCAUGGCUCUGUGUCACUUGUCUGGCUGUAUGUCCUAAUACUUCACCACAUACUCAGUAUGCACGAGGCUUAAUGAACUAUUUGUCCCUAUUAAGGGCAUGUCCUUUCACUCCUUUCCUUUGAACAGGCUAUUCUUUUUCCUUUGCCUCUGAAAAACCUCCACCUAUCCUUCAAUGCUCACCUCAAAGAUCCUCUCGCGACUCAGCCUGCUCCUUUCAUCUGAAAUGGCUGACAUGGUUUUGUCCUUUUAAACCGAUAAAGUAAGUUAGCCACGAGGUGGCAGCAUAACGCCAGGGAAUUAACUGCUGGACUCAAUUACACCUGUGAUUUCAGUUUAACUAAUAGCCUAGUGUUGACCUCAGUUGUGGAAUUAUAGAACAAAAAAGGGCAAACUCUGUAGUCCAUUUGGUCUAGUGGUUUUCAGACACUGCUUCAUGAAGCCCUAGGAGUUCUUGGGAAUUCCGUCUCUUGUUUCAAACAAAAAAGUUUUAUUUUGCAACCAAGGCUUCCAAUCUAGUCUAGUCCUUUUGUUUGACAAAUGAGAAGCCGGAGCCCAGAGAUAUGGCUUCGCUAAGUGAUGGAGCUGCCUGAUUGUAGAGCUGUAGCUCUAGGGCCCAGGUUUAUUAUUUCCUGUUUCUCGGGGUUGCAUAUUUUCCAGUGCCGUCAGAGGUCUCAGAGGUUUACCCCAAAGAUUGUGGUAGAAACUUGGUAAGAGUUUGAAACAAAGGACAUUCUUGCCUUGUCAUUUUGUUACUUUGCAACUGCUCUGUUGGCAGCAAAAUAAUAAUACAGAAAAUAAUAUGAUAUAUUUUCAAGUGUGUGUGUUCUAUAUCCAUCUAAAAUAAGCUGUCUAAGCUAAGGUCUAUGUUUUAUUUUUUUCUGUAUAUCUUCCAUAUCACCUAGAACGAGUUUCUGCAUUUGGAACUCACUCAUCUUCAUCAAACAUUUACUGAGGGUUUGUCAAGUGCUGGGAAUGGGUCCAUAGCUUAAAUAAGGCUUGACCCUUGCCCAUGGAAGAAGUCUAGCAGGAGGCUGAUGGGAGAGACAGCUAUAUAAGUGGAUAAUUUAUGAUGUAAUGUGAUUACUUUCUAUGAAGACAAAAAUUUUCAAGGCCGCCAGUAUGACUCUGAUUGCGACUGUGCAGAUUUCCACGUGUACCUGAGUCGCUGCAACUCCAUUAGAGUAGAAGGAGGCACCUGGGCUGUGUAUGAAAGGCCCAACUUUGCUGGGUACAUGUACAUCUUACCUCGGGGUGAGUACCCUGAACACCAGCAUUGGAUGGGCCUCAACGACCGCCUCAGCUCCUGCAGGGCUGUUCGCCUGUCUAGUGGAGGCCAGUAUAAGAUUCAGAUCUUUGAGAAAGGGGAUUUUAAUGGUCAGAUGUAUGAAACCUCUGAAGAUUGCCCUUCCAUCAUGGAGCAAUUUCACAUGCGAGAGGUCCACUCCUGCAAGGUGCUGGAGGGUGCCUGGAUUUUCUACGAGCUACCCAACUACCGUGGCAGGCAGUACCUCCUGGACAAAAAGGAGUACCAGAAGCCCAUCGAUUGGGGUGCAGCUUCCCCAGCUGUCCAGUCUUUCCGCCGCAUUGUGGAGUAAUGACAUGGAUGGGGCCAAAUGCUGGCUGGCCUUGUCAUCUAAAUAGGCAUCAUAAAUAAAACAAUUGGCAUGCAUUCCGCUGUUGACUGUAACGCCUCUCCUUAAACGCUUAGGGACCAGCAGAGGAGCGCCCACCAUAGUGGGCAGUUACACAAAGCAGCUCAUCCUUCAGUUUACCUGUCUGUAUCUUUGUGCCAAACGAAAUGGGACUGCAUUAAAAGGUUAGAAAAUCA